CCGGUGUGUGCGUGAGAGGCGGAACAAGCAGCCCCACAGAGGGAACAAAGGACGGUUAAGUGAAUUGCUCUUAACCAGCAUGAAAAUAGCCUCCAUUCCGUAGACCGCUCCUCAGCUGCGAUGUCAAAACGACCAUCCUACGCUCCUCCCCCUCCCCCUGCCCCAACAACACAAAUGCCUUCCACCCCAGGGUUUGUGGGCUACAACCCUUACAGCCAUCUGGCCUACAACAACCUCCGACUGGGAGGGAGCUCCGGAGGCUCCAGCAGGAACUCCUCGGGUAUCACCGUCCCAAAGCCUCCCAAACCACCAGACAAGCCACUGAUGCCAUACAUGCGGUACAGCCGGAAGGUAAGCAGGAAGGUAUGGGACCAAGUAAAGGCUUCCAACCCAGACCUGAAGCUGUGGGAGAUUGGAAAGAUUAUUGGGGGCAUGUGGAGGGACCUGAGUGAUGAAGAGAAGCAGGACUACCUUAAUGAGUACGAGGCUGAGAAGAUUGAGUACAAUGAUUCUUUGAAGGCCUACCACAACUCACCUGCCUACUUGGCCUACAUCAACGCCAAGAACCGGGCUGAGGCGGCAAUGGAGGAGGAGAGCAGGCAGAGGCAGUCGCGUAUGGACAAAGGAGAGCCGUACAUGAGCAUUCAGCCUGCUGAAGAUCCUGAUGAUUAUGAUGAUGGUUUCUCAGUGAAGCACACAGCAGCUGCUCGCUUCCAGAGAAACCACCGGCUCAUUAGUGACAUCCUCAGUGAGAUUGUGGUGCCUGACGUCCGCUCUGUGGUCACCACAGCCCGCAUGCAGGUCCUCAAGAGGCAGGUCCAGUCUCUUAUGGUGCACCAGAGGAAACUUGAAGCUGAACUUCUUCAGAUCGAGGACCGCCAUCAAGACAAGAAAAGACGUUUUCUGGAGACCACUGACUCAUUCAAUACUGAGCUGAAGCGGCUGUGCAGUCAGAAGGUUGAAGUGGAUAUGGAGAAACUAGCAGCAGAGAUGGCUGCUGCUGAAGAGGCAGCAAGGCGCCGGGCGGAGGAGCGGGAGCGGGAGGCCGCUGAGCAGGCGGAGAAAGCUGCUCAACAGCAACAGGAGGCUGCUGGAAACAAAGCUGCAGAGAAGAGCAGCACUAAUGCUAGCCCCACCUCAGGGACCAAGGAGGAGGACAAACCUACACCAAUGGAGACAGAUGAGGCCGCACCUGCAGAGCCGCUUUCAGACCCCCAGGUGGCUCCACCACCACCAUCUGAUACUUCAUCUUCUUCCUCUGAUAAAGCAACACCUCCCCCUGAGCUCCCCAGGGAGAGCAGUACUCCCAACAGCAGUGCCCCCAGUGAUGAUGGGGGCAGCAGCAACAGCAUGCCUCCUCCACCCUCAGACAUCCCACCUGCAGCAGCAGCAGCAUCAGGAGCAUUCCCAGACCCACCUGUAGGCCAAGAAGCCAACCUCAGUACAGCUAAUCCUAAUGAGGCCGCAGCACCAGCUCCUCCCUCAGAAGAAGCAACCCCUCCACCACCACCACCACCACUACUACUGACCCCCAGUCAGAGCAGCCAGCAGUUCGAUAUGUAGUAGUGCUGGGUGUAGAUGUCCUCCUGGUGCUGCAGCUCUCCCUCUCUGGAUGGAGCAGCAGUGUUGUAGUGAUGCAGAAGAAGUGGCUCUGUAACAGCUUACAAAUACUGAUUGGUUGAGAGGUGUAAAAGUAAAGUCAAUACAAAAAAAUAGUGCGAGAGUGACGUAGGUUUUCAUCAUCCAGCUUCAUGUAGCUGCACCAAACGCAGGGAAAGUAGGAUUUCCUUUAAAGCUCUGUAUGCUUCCUGUAACUUUCCUCAGCAUGCCUGGUCUGAUAAUCUGACUUAAAUGAAAUGUCACCAAAGAGUACAACACCUGGCCCUCUUUGAGUUUGUGCUCCAGGCACUGUGAGAGCAUUUCCUCUUUUCUAAUCAUGUCACUUGAUGUUAUUUUUUUUAAACUUUAAAGUAAGCAGAUACACACUUAGAAUAGGAUAACACAGGGCUGUGAAACAACUGCUCAGCACAAACCGCACCACUGACUCUGAAAGUCCAUUUACUUUUAUCAUCAGGGUUUGUAUCCACAGCACUGAGGGCAGAAGUGAAUCCAUAUAUUAGUGAGACUGUUUUCUUUUUUUAGACUAGAAAAAGGUUUCCAAAAAAAAAAAAAAAAACCUGAAUCACGACUGACUUCAGAGUGAAACAGCUUUAGAUGAACGAGAAAAAGCAGCCACGUGUCCCUUAUCCUCAUAGUUCAAAUAAGCACGUCAGAUAAGGCUUACUCUAUAGACAGGAUGUGGUUGAAACGCACACAUCUACAUGCAUUAAGCACAUUAACAACCAGUCACAACAUUGAAACCACCUCCCUGCUGUUGUCCACCUCAUUACUGCAGUGUGAGUGCAGCUAUGAUGUUGUGCUGCUGCAGCGAUUAGGUGAAUCGCAACAACCAUGUGAAGGCUAGUAGCCAAGUUUUCUCAGCACAACUGUGAUGAUCAUGAGAGGUUUCAGUGUUGUGGCUGUUAGGCUCCAUGUUUGUGUGUUUAUUCUUUGGACCACUGCUAACAAAUUCAGAGUUUUAUUCUGUAAUUCAUUUUGAGAAACCUGACAUAUGUUAAAGGGCCAGCUCUGACAAAAGGACCUCAAUAUUUUCAGCUCUCACUUAUGGAAAAACCUCAAUUUUCUAGUUUGAUACAUUUCAUUUGCAGAACUACUACUGUUACUUUUUCUUCUUUUGAGAUUUAGUGAACCUUAUUAAAUGAGUGUAAUCCAGGUCAACCUUGGUAAUUUGUACUCUUGAAUCAGAUGCCAUUUUAACACACACUCUUGUAAAGUCAGCAUCAAUUGAUUUUUCCAUAUUCUGCAUGUUUGGCUAUGUACUAACCUUACCCAUGUAUGAAUCUGAGUGCAGGUCUUGUAUAGCUGGAGAUGAGGAAAAUUAAAGUUCAAUACAAAACGCAUGAAGAUCCCAGCAAAUAAAUAAUGAUGGGAUCAUCUCCAGGGUAUUUUUAAAAAAAUCUGAAUAACAUGUCUUGCUUUGAGUGUAAAACAUUAACAUGGAUGUUUGUUCCCCUGUAUUGAUGAAGUCUAAGUAGAAAGAAUUGACACUUGUACUCAGUUAAUGUCAUUUUUGCUCAUUUAACCUGUAAAAGCUUCUCUGUGAGGCGAGGCUUUUGUUGUUUAGACCACAGAUUCCUGCUGGCACUACAUGCAUCUAACUUCACCAGAGAAAUGCACAGGUAACCUCACUUAUGCAUUCAAAGGACUGUUUUCUUACUUGGACUGUUUUUGGUAGUAUGCCUCUGUCUUUAUUCCUUUUUUUUUUUUUUUUUUUUUUUUUUUGCCUUUUUCUUUUCUACUGUCUGAACUUGUCGACCCAAAUAAAGAUGAUUUGUCUUUCUGCUA
Messenger RNA from Pelmatolapia mariae (spotted tilapia), 3405 nucleotides. Its product is annotated as SWI/SNF-related matrix-associated actin-dependent regulator of chromatin subfamily E member 1-like. Gene Ontology annotation, cellular component: SWI/SNF complex. Gene Ontology annotation, molecular function: nuclear receptor binding; nucleosomal DNA binding. The record is from RefSeq and is a predicted model, not a curated record. Gene Ontology annotation, biological process: negative regulation of DNA-templated transcription. The transcript is spliced from 11 exons. NCBI's taxonomy places the organism in Eukaryota, Metazoa, Chordata, Actinopteri, Cichliformes, Cichlidae. Bases 121 to 1563 code for a protein of 480 amino acids.